Messenger RNA from Olea europaea var. sylvestris, 7304 nucleotides. Its product is annotated as calpain-type cysteine protease DEK1-like. Gene Ontology annotation, cellular component: cytoplasm. The transcript has 32 exons. Gene Ontology annotation, biological process: proteolysis. NCBI's taxonomy places the organism in Eukaryota, Viridiplantae, Streptophyta, Magnoliopsida, Lamiales, Oleaceae. Bases 299 to 6733 code for a protein of 2144 amino acids. Gene Ontology annotation, molecular function: calcium-dependent cysteine-type endopeptidase activity. The record is from RefSeq and is a predicted model, not a curated record.
CUUGACUCUUCUACACCGUGUUUCCCCUCUCUCAUUGAUGUGUAGGGUUUUAAUAAACACUGUCUUGACAAACUCACACCAUCGAAGAUACCCAUUAUAGAAUUCAUAAAAAUCUUAUCUUUCUUGUAUCUUCUUGAGCUGGGCUUGAGCUCACAGAAGAGAGCAAAAUCCUAGCUUAUUUUGACUUGAUUAUGGUGGGGCCAUAUAGUUUGCUCGGCCAUCCUAGCUUUCUUAGCUGAAAUCUGGGAAGUAAUGAACCAAUUUUCACUGAUAUAGUCGAGAGAGAAUAGGGGAGGAAAUGGAAGGGAAGGAGCACGGGUUGAUGCUGGCUUGUGUAAUUUCGGCGACGCUUUUCUCUGUUCUGGGUUCUGCUUCUUUCACCAUACUGUGGCUGGUGAACUGGAGGCCAUGGCGGAUAUAUAGUUGGAUCUUUGCUAGAAAAUGGCCAGCAUUUUUACAAGGACCUCAGCUUGGAAUAUUAUGUGGUUUUCUGUCUCUCUUUGCAUGGAUGAUUGUAAUUUCACCAGUGGUGGUACUUAUUUUAUGGGGAAGUUGGUUGAUUUUGAUACUAGGUCGAGACAUAAUUGGUCUGGCUGUUAUAAUGGCUGGAGUUGCUCUUGUUUUGGCAUUUUACUCGAUAAUGCUCUGGUGGAGAACACAAUGGCAAAGCUCAAGGGCAGUUGCUGUUCUACUUCUUCUGGCUGUUGGAUUGCUUUGUGCAUAUGAACUUUGUGCUGUGUAUGUUACAGCUGGUGUAAAAGCAUCAGAGCGGUAUUCACCUUCAGGAUUUUUCUUUGGUGUGUCAGCAAUUGCCCUGGCAAUCAACAUGCUUUUUAUAUGCAGGAUGGUAUUCAAUGGCAAUGGCUUGGAUGUUGAUGAAUACGUGCGAAGGGCAUAUAAAUUUGCUUACUCGGAUUGUAUUGAAGUGGGUCCAGUUGCUUGCUUAACAGAACCACCAGACCCCAACGAGUUAUAUCCUCGUCAAUCUAGAAGGGCUUCGCAUCUUGGGCUUCUAUAUCUUGGUUCCAUUGUAGUUCUGCUGGUAUAUUCCAUCUUGUAUGGCCUGACUGCGAAAGAGUCAAAUUGGCUUGGAGCUACUACAUCAGCUGCUGUUAUUAUUCUUGAUUGGAACAUGGGGGCAUGUUUAUAUGGGUUUCAGCUGCUUAAAAAUCGUGUUGCCGCACUUUUUGUGGCUGGCUUAUCUCGGGUCUUCCUCAUAUGCUUUGGAGUUCAUUACUGGUAUCUUGGACAUUGUACCAGUUAUGCAGUUGUAGCAUCUGUACUACUAGGUGCUGCCGUUUCUCGUCAUUUAUCAGUUACAAAUCCAUCAGCUGCGAGAAGAGAUGCAUUGCAUAGUACAGUAAUUCGCCUUCGAGAAGGAUUUCGUAGAAAAGACCAAAACAGCUCAUCUAGCUCGUCCGAAGGCUGUGGUUCAAGUGUAAAACGGAGUAGUAGUGCGGAUGCUGGUCAUCUUGGUACUGCUUCAGCACCUUGUACUGGCGAGGUUACAAUCUGGAAUAAUGUUGAAGGGAUUCAUAGCGAUAAGAGCAUAGAUAGCGGAAGACCAAGUUUAGCAUUACAUAGCAGUUCCUGUCGUUCAGUAGUUCAAGAAACUGAAGUUGGGCCUUCAUAUACUGAUAAGAACAUUGACCACAAUAGCUGUUUGGUAGUUUGUUCUAGUAGUGGUAUGGAAAGCCAAGGCGGUGAGUCUAGUGCGUCAACCUCUCUAAUUCAAGCAAUGGACUUGAAUUUGGCACUUGCAUUCCAGGAGAAGUUGAGUGAUCCACGGAUUGCAUCUAUGUUGAAAAGGAGAUCAAGACGAGGAGAGCUGGAACUAACCAGUUUACUGCAGGAUAAAGGUCUAGACCCUAAUUUUGCUGUGAUGCUGAAGGAGAAUGGAUUGGAUCCAAUGAUCCUUGCUCUACUGCAGAGAAGUAGUUUGGAUGCUGAUAGAGACCACCGUGACAAUACUAAUACGAACAUCAUUGACUCAAACAGUGUUGAAAAUGUGCCACCGAAUCAAAUUUCAUUUUCAGAAGAACUUAGGCUUCGUGGAUUGGAGAAGUGGCUUCGCCUGUGUAGACUAAUGUUGCAUCAUAUAGCAGGUACCCCAGAACGAGCAUGGGUUCUCUUCAGUUUUGUCUUUAGCAUUGAGACUACCAUUGUGGCCAUUUUUCGCCCAAAGGCAAUAUACCUCAUAGAUGUCACUCACCAACAGUUUGAAUUUGGCAUUGCGGUGCUGCUUUUAUCUCCUGUUGUCUGUUCAAUCAUGGCUUUCCUUAGGUCACUUCAAUCUGAAGAAUUGUCCAUGACUUCGAAACCACGCAAGUAUGGUUUUAUAGCUUGGUUGCUGAGUACUUCUGUUGGAUUGUUGCUUUCCUUUCUGAGCAAGUCAUCAGUUCUUCUUGGAUUAUCUUUGACACUACCUCUCAUGGUUGCUUGCCUAUCGAUUGGCGUUCCCUUAUGGAUUCGUAAUGGUUACCAGUUUUGGGUUCCAAGAGUUGGUAAUGCAGGCGAUGCAGGAAAUAAUGGAAUUCUGGGGAGAAAGGAGGUUAUUGUUCUUUUCACUUGCAUAUCCUUGUUUGUGGGAUCAGUGAUAGCCCUUGGUGCAAUUGUAUCUGUAAAGCCUUUAGAUAAUUUGAAAUACAAUGCGUGGAACGGUGAUCAGAAUAGUGUUUCAUCUCCCUAUACAUCAUCAGUGUAUAUUGGAUGGGCAAUGGCAUCGGCAAUUGCUUUGGUAGUUGCUGGCGUGCUGCCGAUAGUGUCAUGGUUUGCAACAUAUCGUUUUUCACUCUCAGCUGCUGUAUGUGUUGGUUUGUUUGCAGCUAUUCUUGUGGCAUUCUGUGGUGCAUCCUACAUGGAGGUGGUGAGUUCGAGGAACGACCAGUCUCCAACCAAGGCUGAUUUUCUCACCGCAUUACUACCUUUGAUAUGUCUACCAGCAUUAUUAUCACUAUGUUCAGGUUUGCUUAAAUGGAAAGAUGAUAACUGGGAACUUUCCCGAGGUGCUUACUUGUUCAUAAUCAUUGGUCUUCUUCUGUUGUUUGGUGCAAUGUCAGCCAUAAUUGUGACAGUUCAACCAUGGACGAUAGGUGCAUCAUUCCUUUUAGUUAUUCUCCUCCUCAUCCUGGCUAUUGGUGUUAUUCACUAUUGGGCUUCAAAUAACUUUUACCUGACAAGGCUGCAGACGCUAUUCGUUUGCUUUGUAGCAUUUCUUUUGGCUUUAGCAGCUUUCCUUGUUGGCUGGUUUCAAGAGAAAGCUUUUGUUGGCGCAUCUGUUGGUUACUUCUCCUUUCUGUUCCUUUUGGCUGGAAGGGCCUUGACUGUGCUUCUUUCGCCUCCUAUAGUAGUUUAUUCACCGAGGGUGCUGCCUGUCUAUAUUUAUGAUGCUCAUGCAGAUACUGGGAAAAACGUCAGUGCUGCAUUUCUUAUGCUUUAUGGCAUUGCAUUGGCUACUGAAGGCUGGGGUGUAGUCGCCAGUUUGAAGAUUUAUCCACCAUUUGCUGGUGCUGCCGUAUCUGCAAUCACACUUGUUGUGGCUUUUGGAUUCGCCGUCUCUCGUCCGUGUUUAACUCUUGAGACGGUGGAAGAUGCUGUUCAUUUUCUAAGUAAGGAAACUAUAAUCCAGGCAAUAGCUCGAUCAGCUACCAAGACAAGAAAUGCAUUAUCUGGAACUUACUCUGCUCCUCAGAGGUCUGCAAGCUCAGCUGCGCUUUUAGUUGGAGAUCCUACUGUUGCGCGGGAUAGGGCCGGGAACUAUGUGCUUCCUAGAGCCGAUGUCAUGAAACUAAGAGAUCGUUUGCGAAAUGAAGAACUGGCUGCUGGAUCAUUCUUCUCCAAAUUGAGAAGUCGAAGGAUAUUGCGGCAUGAAUCAAUCGGUGAUGUAGGUCACAAAAGAGAAAUGUGUGCCCAUGCCAGAAUACUGGCUCUGGAAGAGGCAAUUGAUACUGAAUGGGUUUACAUGUGGGAUAAGUUUGGUGGUUAUUUACUUCUUCUGCUUUCCUUGACUGCCAAAGCAGAACGGGUACAGGAUGAAGUUCGUUUGAGAAUCUUCCUUGACAGCAUAGGUUUUUCAGAUUUAAGUGCCAAAAAAAUUAAAAAGUGGAUGCCUGAGGAUCGUAGGCAAUUUGAAAUUAUACAGGAGAGUUACAUAAGAGAGAAGGAGAUGGAAGAGGAAAUUUUGAUGCAGAGACGUGAAGAGGAAGGGAGAGGUAAAGAAAGAAGAAAAGCUCUUCUGGAGAAAGAAGAACGUAAAUGGAAGGAAAUUGAGGCUUCUCUUAUAUCUUCUAUUCCUAAUGCUGGAAGCAGGGAGGCAGCAGCCAUGGCUGCCGCUGUGCGGGCUGUAGGAGGGGAUUCAUUGCUUGACGAUUCAUUUGCACGGGAGAGAGUUUCAAGCGUUGCAUAUAGAAUACGUGCAACUCAGUUAUCUGAUAGGGCACUUCAGACGGGCCUUGCUGGUGCUAUAUGUAUUCUUGAUGAUGAACCCACAACAAGUGGCAGGCGCUGUGGACAGAUUGAUUCUAGUUUAUGUCAAAGUCAGAAAGUUAGCUUCUCUGUUUCUGUAAUGAUUCAGCCUGAGUCUGGGCCUGUUUGUCUCUUGGGUACUGAAUUACAGAAGAGAGUGUGUUGGGAAAUUCUUGUGGCUGGAUCUGAACAAGGCAUUGAAGCUGGACAAGUUGGUUUGCGAUUAAUUACAAAAGGUGAUAGACAGACUACUGUUGCAAAGGAGUGGAGUAUAAGUUCAUCAAGUAUUGCAGAUGGAAGGUGGCAUAUUGUCACUUUGACCAUUGAUGCGGAUUUAGGUGAGGCCACUUGCUUCAUUGAUGGUGGUUAUGAUGGCUAUCAGACUGGGCUUCCACUUAAUGUGGGUAAUGGCAUAUGGGAGCAAGGAACAGAAGUUUGGCUUGGAGUUAGACCACCCACAGAUGUGGAUGCAUUUGGGAGGUCGGAUAGCGAAGGUGCUGAAUCCAAAAUGCACAUAAUGGAUGUUUUCCUUUGGGGAAGGUGCUUGAAUGAAGAUGAGAUUGCUGCUCUUGCUGCUGCUAUGGGUUCUUCUGAUUACAAUACAAUGGAUAUCCUCGAUGAUAAUUGGCAGUGGUCAAGUUCUCCUCCAAGGGUUGAGGACUGGGAGAGUGAUCCUGCAGAUGUAGAUCUUUAUGACAGGGAUGAUGUAGAUUGGGACGGGCAAUAUUCAAGUGGGAGGAAGAGAAGAUCAGAUCGUGAAGGGGUCGUGGUAGAUGUGGAUUCUUUUACUAGGAGGUUGAGGAAACCUAGGAUGGAGACACAGGAGGAAAUCAAUCAACGUAUGCGGUCUGUAGAAUUGGCUGUAAAGGAGGCUCUCUUGGCUAGAGGAGAAUCACAGUUUACUGAUCAAGAAUUUCCACCUAAUGAUCGCUCAUUAUUUGUUGAUCCUAACAAUCCUCCCUCAAAAUUGCAGGUUGUUUCAGAGUGGAUGAGGCCUAUUGAAAUAGUGAAGGAAAAGCAUCUGGAUUCUAAUCCAUGCUUAUUUUCGGGAAGAGCAAAUCCUUCUGAUGUUUGUCAGGGCCGGUUGGGUGAUUGUUGGUUUUUGAGCGCUGUUGCAGUGCUGACUGAGGUUUCACGCAUAUCGGAAGUCAUUAUUACUCCACAAUAUAAUGAAGAAGGAAUUUAUACAGUCCGUUUCUGUAUUCAGGGAGAAUGGGUUCCCGUUGUUGUAGAUGACUGGAUUCCAUGUGAAUCACCUGGCAAACCUGCAUUUGCUACCAGCAGGAAGGGUAAUGAAUUGUGGGUCUCUGUAUUAGAAAAAGCAUAUGCUAAGCUUCAUGGAUCAUAUGAAGCAUUGGAAGGCGGGCUUGUCCAAGAUGCUCUUGUGGACCUAACUGGCGGUGCAGGUGAGGAGAUUGAUAUUAGAAGUGCUCAAGCCCAGAUUGACCUAGCUAGUGGAAGACUAUGGUCUCAAUUAUUACGCUUCAAACAAGAAGGCUUCCUGCUUGGUGCUGGCAGCCCUUCAGGGUCGGAUGUGCAUGUUUCUUCCAGUGGAAUUGUGCAAGGGCAUGCUUACUCGAUAUUACAGGUACGAGAAGUAGAUGGCAAUAAACUUGUUCAGAUCAGAAAUCCAUGGGCAAACGAGGUUGAGUGGAAUGGCCCUUGGUCCGAUUCAUCACCUGAAUGGACAGAUAGGAUGAAGCACAAGCUCAAGCAUGUCCCUCAGGCAAGAGAUGGUAUAUUCUGGAUGUCUUGGCAAGAUUUUCAGAUACAUUUCAGGUCGAUAUAUGUGUGCCGUGUCUACCCACCCGAGAUGCGUUAUUCUGUCCAUAGUCAGUGGAGAGGUUACAGCGCUGGAGGCUGCCAGGACUAUGAUAGUUGGCAUCAAAAUCCACAGUUCCGCUUGAGAGCCAUGGGGCCAGAUGCAUCCUUACCGAUUCAUGUGUUCAUCACCUUAACUCAGGGUGUGAGCUUCUCGAGAACAACAGCUGGUUUCAAGAAUUUCCAGUCAAGCCAUGAUUCACAGAUGUUCUACAUAGGGAUGAGGAUUCUCAAGACCCGUGGACGUCGUGCUGCCUACAAUAUAUACUUGCACGAAUCAGUUGGUGGCACAGAUUAUGUAAAUUCUCGGGAAAUAUCUUGUGAGAUGGUCCUUGAGCCUGAUCCUAAGGGUUACACAAUUGUGCCAACAACCAUUCAUCCUGGAGAAGAGGCACCCUUUGUUCUCUCUGUAUUCACCAAAGCUUCAGUAGCUCUUGAAGCUUUAUAGUACAGUGACGGCUUUUUUUUUUUUUUCCCUUCUGCAAACUUCUGGACAGAUCCUUGCAGGCGUGCGUGCAUUGCCCUUCAUAUGUGCAAGCUGCCAAAUAAUCCAAAAAUGAGGGGCUGUCGUGAUUGAGCACAAUGUGGUUCUGAUUGCAGCUGGAAUUUUGGAUUCGAGGGAAUUUACUGACUGCGCAAGCGUGCUUUGUCACAUGAAUUUUCACAAUCCAAUAGCAUCUAGGUGUCAAUGAUUUAUGAGCACCCAAGAAUGCGAGCAUAGGAGCUUCUCCGUGCUCAAGCAAUUUGAUUGGCCUUUACCGAGGGUUCUCGAGGAUAAAAAUGUGUACAUGAGUAAAUGUUGCAAGAGUAUAGGUUUCAACCUGUAAAUGAGCAGUAGAAGAAAAGGGUUCAAAGAAAUAGGUAGACAUUGUUAGAGGAUCACAAAUAGCAAUGUAGCUGAAAAUGGUUUGAAGUUUCAGCUGCAAUUUUGAGGGUAGAAGUCAAUUGUACAAGUUGUUUUCUAAUCAUUUUACUUUAAUUUGCAAUACAGUCUCAAUGUAUUUUUUCCAUUUUUUCAA